Limulus polyphemus (Atlantic horseshoe crab) is the source of this 735-nucleotide messenger RNA. RefSeq names its product adult-specific rigid cuticular protein 15.7-like. Gene Ontology annotation, cellular component: extracellular matrix. Lineage: Eukaryota; Metazoa; Arthropoda; Merostomata; Xiphosura; Limulidae. The transcript has 3 exons. The coding region runs from base 1 to 735 and encodes 244 amino acids. The record is from RefSeq and is a predicted model, not a curated record.
AUGAGUUUAUUUAAAUUGUUUCCAGACUGCUCUUCUCUUCACCCUAGUGGCUGUCGCCUACGGUGGAUUGCCUGGCAGGUGGCAGCAGCAUCUGCUCCCGCCGACAAGAUGGAUGACUUCGGAAACUAUGCUUUCAACUACGACAUUGUUGACCCAGUGGGGGCUACCAACGGCCGUUGGGAAGCUGGAGAUGGCUAUGGAAAUGUACAUGGAGCCUACAGUCUGACUGACACCGACGGACGUGCCCGCAGAGACUUCGGAAACUAUGCUUUCAACUACGACAUUGUUGACCCAGUGGGGGCUACCAACGGCCGUUGGGAAGCUGGAGAUGGCUAUGGAAAUGUACGUGGAGCCUACAGUCUAACUGACACCGACGGACGUGCCCGCAGAGUUGAAUACGUUGCUGAUGGUGCCGGUUUCCGUGCUGUUGUAAAGACCAACGAACCAGGUACCGCCGCUAGUGCUCCUGCAGCAGCCGUUGUGGCCUCCAGCCAACCUGGCGUUGUCGCUCACGGACCUGCUGUAGUAAAAACUGCUGUUGCUGCUCCUGCCUUUUUAGCACCCGCUGCUGCACCCGCUGUUGUCGCACCUGCUCCUGUUGCUGCUGCACCUGCCUUUGCUGCGGGUGUUUAUGGAGCUCCCGUCUUCGCUGCUGGAGCUUACGGCGCCCCUGCCUAUGCUGCUGGACUUUAUGGAGGUCUUGCUUCAAGGGCUGGAUUUUUGAAAUACCAUUAA